AUGUCCGUUCUUAACAGUGGUGAUUAUGCAGACGUUAUUCUCCGAAUUGGGGAUGAUGAACACUUUAAAGAGUUUCGUGCACAUUCUAUUGUUUUGCGCACUCGGUCACCUUACUUUCGAACUGCACUUUCUGACAGAUGGGCUCAAAAACAAGAUAAUGUAAUUAUUUAUGAGAAACCAAACAUCUUACCUGAGGCCUUUGAAGUUAUUCUCAAUGGAGUUCUUGAUUUGAAAAUACAUGAUGUAAAAAUUAUUCUUAACAUUCUUGUUGCGUGUAAAGAACUCUGUCUUCUUGACCUCUUCGAUUACAUGCAAGAUUAUCUUCUUAAUAAUAUGUCAGAAGCAAUGCAACAAAAUUUUAGUCUCGUUCAACGUAUUGCCUCACAACAUAAUGCUUUUUCAAAAUUACAAAGAUUUAUUAAAAAGUUUAUGGAUCAUAAUCCACAUUUGAUUUUCAAAACUGAUGAUUUUAACACUUUGGAACAACACAUUUUGAUUUCUCUUUUACAACGUGAUGAUCUUUUGAUAGAGGAAAUUGACGUAUGGGAAGCCGUCGUUCAAUGGGGAAUCGCUAAUACAUCGUCUUUACCAACAAAUAAGGAUGAUUGGACGAAGGAUAAUUAUUCAAAUUUGGGCGCAACUCUCGAACCCUGUAUUGCCCACAUAAAAUUUGGACAAAUCACAUCUGAAGAUUUCUUCCAAAAGGUUGAACCUUAUAAAGAAGCAAUCGAUAAAGAUUUAUAUGAUGAGAUUGUUAAAUUUCACUCUGGAGCUGCCGCGAAAUCUAAGUCUACUAUACCUUUAUCUCAACGUCGAGGUGUAGAUUCAGUACUUAUUGGCGAUUUAGAUAGUUCGAUUCUUAGUAGAUCCGUUGGUACAAUUUCUUCAAUUUGUAAUUCUCCUUUACAUGGUCCUGUUUUUCGAGGUAUUCUGAUUUUUAAUGGUGAUUUUAAAAAUGAUUGCGCUUCUUAUUGUAAUUUUGAUAAAGCUACUACCCCUUACGAGGGUCCUAUUAGGAAAACUAAAGAUAAGUUUUCUGUCGAUGAAUUAGAAGUUUUCCAAAUUAUCAAAAAAAAAUUAUAG
This is a messenger RNA of Dentiscutata heterogama, 1083 nucleotides long. The record is from the annotation of a GenBank genome assembly. NCBI's taxonomy places the organism in Eukaryota, Fungi, Glomeromycota, Glomeromycetes, Diversisporales, Gigasporaceae.